UCCAGGAAUAUAAAGCCUUUGUCCGGCUUUUCCAUAUUAUUGCUGAGCCACGGCGUUACUUUCCAGAUUUAUUUGAGAACUUCUCGCACAAUUUGUAACAAUGAGGGAGAUUGUCCACAUCCAGGCCGGUCAGUGCGGAAACCAAAUCGGUGCCAAGUUCUGGGAGGUGAUCAGUGAUGAACAUGGGAUCGACCCGACGGGAACCUACCAUGGAGACAGUGACCUGCAGCUGGACAGAAUCAGCGUCUACUACAACGAAGCUACAGGAGGUAAAUAUGUGCCAAGAGCAAUUCUAGUUGAUCUGGAGCCAGGCACCAUGGACUCCGUGCGUUCAGGACCCUUCGGACAGAUCUUCAGACCAGACAACUUUGUAUUUGGACAGAGCGGCGCUGGUAACAACUGGGCCAAGGGCCACUACACAGAGGGGGCGGAGCUUGUUGAUUCGGUCCUGGAUGUGGUCCGUAAGGAGUCUGAGAGCUGUGACUGCCUGCAGGGCUUCCAGCUCACUCACUCCCUGGGCGGUGGUACCGGCUCUGGCAUGGGUACCUUGCUGAUCAGCAAAAUCCGUGAAGAGUACCCAGACCGCAUCAUGAACACCUUCAGCGUGGUGCCUUCCCCAAAAGUCUCUGACACCGUAGUGGAGCCUUACAACGCCACACUGUCUGUCCAUCAGCUGGUGGAGAACACAGAUGAAACCUACUGCAUAGACAAUGAAGCCUUAUACGAUAUCUGCUUCCGCACCCUCAAACUCACCACUCCCACAUACGGCGACCUCAACCAUCUGGUCUCCGCCACCAUGAGCGGCGUCACCACCUGCCUGCGCUUCCCCGGCCAGCUGAAUGCUGACCUGCGCAAACUAGCCGUCAACAUGGUUCCCUUCCCCCGUCUGCACUUCUUCAUGCCCGGCUUCGCUCCCCUGACCAGCCGAGGCAGCCAGCAGUACCGCGCCCUCACCGUGCCUGAGCUCACGCAGCAAGUGUUCGACGCCAAGAACAUGAUGGCGGCCUGCGAUCCAAGACACGGACGCUACCUGACCGUCGCUGCCGUCUUCCGUGGCCGCAUGUCCAUGAAGGAGGUCGACGAGCAGAUGCUGAACGUCCAGAACAAGAACAGCAGCUACUUCGUGGAAUGGAUCCCCAACAACGUCAAAACCGCAGUCUGCGACAUUCCGCCUAGGGGUCUCAAAAUGGCCGUCACCUUCAUCGGCAACAGCACGGCCAUCCAAGAGCUGUUCAAGCGCAUCUCCGAGCAGUUCACGGCCAUGUUUAGGCGUAAGGCCUUCCUCCACUGGUACACCGGAGAGGGGAUGGACGAGAUGGAGUUCACCGAGGCAGAGAGCAACAUGAAUGAUCUGGUGUCUGAGUACCAGCAGUACCAAGACGCCACCGCCGAGGAAGAGGGCGAGUUCGAGGAAGAGGCCGAGGAGGACGCUUAAGAAGCAAACAGAAGGUGUUUGGGGAGGUGGUAGUAUGUUCAAGUUUGAGUACAUGUAGCAAAAACGCAUACAGAACAACUUUUAGUGUCUCAUUCAAAUCAAGUAGAAAUUAGCACUAGAAAAACGGGGCCAAAAAUAACCAGAGGAAGGCAGAAAGAUUGUUCUCGAACACGGAAUGGGUGGAUAACAGUGUUUACGAUUUCAAAUCACUCACUUUUUUUUGUGUAUUUCUUUACCAUUCUGAUGGUCAGCUCCUCUCUUUAUAGAACAGGAAAUAAUAAAGUGGCAAACACCCAGUUAGAAUUGAUGUGAGCAGUGGAUAAAAGGUGGGGUGAGGAGGACGGUAACAUCUAAUUUUUCUUUCAUUGUAACACUUGCUUCUUGUUGUCUGCAAAGAACUCAAGUACAAUGAUUAUUAUAGUGUUUUGAUGUUUUCUUUGUUAUUUUUGCACUAGAACAGGGCAACUCUGUGAGAUAAUGGCACUUCAAUGUGACCUCAGCGGGUCUGAUUGCAGUAUUUAGAGAAAUGUUUGGAAAGGUAUGUUGUGUGAAAUAUGAAGGAAAAGAAAUGGACUGAUAGAAAGAUAAGCUUCAGGAUAACAGGAUUAUUUACUGAAUCUUAACCUCGCUUGGACGCCAGCCAACGUCCACAGGAGGAUGACUAUGACUAAUGGCACGAAUGAUACAGGAAAGUAUUUUAGAUGCAGAUGGAAAGACAAGUUUUAGCAUGUUGAAUGGAUUGUUGGUGCAAUUUUUUUUAAUUAAUGUCUCAUAUCUGAGCCCAUACUUUUAAGUGUUACUGCAUAUUCUUUAUUACAUAUUUAAAAUGUUGUGAUGUUCCUUGAUUGUCCCUGUGUGGAAAAAAACUGAGCCUCUGGAGAAAACCAAAAUAAAAAUGAAAACAAUUUCGUUAAAAAUCAA
Messenger RNA from Puntigrus tetrazona (Sumatra barb), 2356 nucleotides. RefSeq names its product tubulin, beta 5 (gene tubb5). The coding region runs from base 101 to 1435 and encodes 444 amino acids. Gene Ontology annotation, biological process: microtubule cytoskeleton organization; mitotic cell cycle. The record is from RefSeq and is a predicted model, not a curated record. NCBI's taxonomy places the organism in Eukaryota, Metazoa, Chordata, Actinopteri, Cypriniformes, Cyprinidae. The transcript is spliced from 4 exons. Gene Ontology annotation, cellular component: cytoplasm; microtubule. Gene Ontology annotation, molecular function: GTPase activity; GTP binding; structural constituent of cytoskeleton.